Messenger RNA from Antrostomus carolinensis (chuck-will's-widow), 474 nucleotides. It is a transcript of the gene DNAAF19, whose product is annotated as dynein axonemal assembly factor 19. Lineage: Eukaryota; Metazoa; Chordata; Aves; Caprimulgiformes; Caprimulgidae. Gene Ontology annotation, cellular component: outer dynein arm. Gene Ontology annotation, biological process: determination of left/right symmetry; epithelial cilium movement involved in extracellular fluid movement; inner dynein arm assembly. The record is from RefSeq and is a predicted model, not a curated record. The annotation marks the transcript as partial. The transcript has a single exon.
GAGCUGGAUCAGCUGCCUGGAACCUCUGCUGAAUUUUACAGAGAUUGGCGCCGAUGCUUAAAAAGCGGAAAAGAAAAAUACCAGUUUUUGCUUGAGCUCGGAGGGAAGGCCUUGGGCACAAUGUUCCAGGCUGACUUGGGCUUUGGCCUCCUGGGUGAAUUCCUUACGGUGCUGGCAGAGAACGUCUGUUGUGAGGACAGAGAUGCCGUCCUUCAGAUCUUACAGAGCCUUUCGCGCCCCAGCCGCUUUGGGUUAAAUGUGGAUCUUCUGAGCGAGUCGGAGAAGGAGAGCAGCAGGGAUUUGUUUAGGAAGUUGUGGGGCAUGAGCAGGGAUUAUUGGACCACUGGGCAUCCCAGCAGCCCAGCCGGCUGUGAAGCAGAGGGGGAAGCCCACGUCAUGGACACCAGCCUGCAGAAGCAAGCUGAGGAGGAAAGGAUGGUGAUGGAGCUGAUGAAAUGUUACCAGGUCAACUGA